UCAAAAGCGCGGGUAGUUUUUGAUGGUGAAAAAAAACUUUCUUUUCAUCCUUGAUUCACUAAAAUUUUAAUUGUUUCCAUAAAUUUCACAAAAUGAUAGACCUUUUCAUGCCCUUUCGGGCUUUCCUCAAGUUUGAAAACGUAUGCACGGACAAUAAUGUAUUUCGUAUGCAUUAUAAGGUGACCGUGAUCAUGCUGUUGGUUUUUACUUUGUUGGUGACUUCAAAGCAGUUCUUUGGGGAGCCGAUCCACUGCAUGAGCUACGAUAGUGACAAGAACGUUGAUGCCAUUAACAGCUACUGCUGGAUCUAUGGCACUUACACGUUAGCCAGCCGACUUCAAGGCAUAGAAGGCAAGCACAAUGCAUACAAUGGUGUGGGUCCAGGCAACAUGGAGGACGAUGCGCAGAUCAAGCACACAUAUUACCAGUGGGUUUGCUUUGUGCUGCUCGGACAAGCCGUCAUGUUCUACACCCCUCGCUACCUCUGGAAGAUCUGGGAGGGAGGCCGGCUGAAGGCACUUGCUGCAGAUUUGUCAAGUCCAAUGGUAACCAAAGACUGGUCAGAGUUCCGUCGAGGCGAGCUGGUGUCCUACCUCAACAAUGCCAAUUACAAUGCACACAACCUCUAUGCCCUACGCUAUGCAUUCUGUGAAAUUCUUAACCUGGUGAAUGUGGUCGGACAAAUAUUUCUCUUAGAUGCAUUCCUUGGAGGAGCAUUCCGGAACUAUGGUGCAGCUGUGGCAGCUUUUGCUCAUAGACCACGCAUCCCAAACAAGUAUGAGAGUUUUGAAUCAGUCAACCCAAUGGAUAAGUAUUUUCCUAAGUUAACUAAAUGUUGGAUCCGUAACUUCGGUCCAUCAGGUGACAUAGAACUGAAAGAUCGUCUGUGUAUUUUGCCUUUGAAUAUUGUAAAUGAGAAGAUAUUUGCCAUUUUAUGGUUCUGGCUUAUUGCUUUGGCAUUUGUAUCAACGAUUUCAGUUGUAUUUCGCAUUUUGGUGCUAACUAUGCCUCCGUUUCGUACAAUGAUGGUGAUGGGUCAGCUACGCUAUGUGAAGAGAAGUAUGGUAGCUAAAAUAAUCAAACGCUUUGGAUUUGGUGAUUGGUUUAUACUAUAUUAUCUGGGAAAGAAUAUGAAUCCCCUUAUUUACAAAGAGUUAAUUGUAGAGUUGUAUAAGGCUUUAGAAGAUAAAACUGUUACAGUUUAAAUAUCAUAGACCUAACCAAGUAUAUUGUUUAAGUUAACACAGGUAGAAUUUUAUGAGGGCACAAGCCUAUAAUGGCUUCAAUUGGCUCAUUCACUGAUCAACUAGCCUGUAUUUGUUAAAUUAUUAACUAAGAUCUCAAGUGU
Plutella xylostella (diamondback moth) is the source of this 1348-nucleotide messenger RNA. RefSeq names its product innexin 4 (gene Inx4). Gene Ontology annotation, cellular component: plasma membrane; gap junction. The record is from RefSeq and is a predicted model, not a curated record. Gene Ontology annotation, biological process: phototransduction. Gene Ontology annotation, molecular function: gap junction channel activity. NCBI's taxonomy places the organism in Eukaryota, Metazoa, Arthropoda, Insecta, Lepidoptera, Plutellidae.